This is a messenger RNA of Penaeus vannamei (Pacific white shrimp), 1299 nucleotides long. NCBI's taxonomy places the organism in Eukaryota, Metazoa, Arthropoda, Malacostraca, Decapoda, Penaeidae. The record is from RefSeq and is a predicted model, not a curated record.
AUGCCCUCCACCAAUCCUCCCCUGAGUGCGAAGCGUGAAACCACGACGUCCUCCUCCGUCUUGUGGUCAUGCCUGUACUCUUUGUUAGUUCAAUUGUUCCCCGAGCAGAAGCAGCUCGACUCAGUCGUAGACCUUCUGGAGAAAGAUCUGCGUCAGGCGUGCGAGGAACACCCUGCGAACUGUGACGCCGAGUGGGUCUUCUCGGGCGAGAGUCUCACGAGAACCUGCCUGGGGUACAUAAGCAUGGGUUCCACCGGAAGGGAUGACCUGGCUGCUAAGAAGAUUCUUUACAUCCAGAAGCUGGAGAAGGAAAUCAGCCGUGUGAUCACCACCACCACCACCACCACCUGGGGUAUAUUGCCUCUGAUUACUGAAGAGGUCUCGGAGUCCGAGUCAGAAGAAGAAGAGACCCAGUCUGAAACACCUGAAGUUGAGCAGUCUGAAGAAGAAGAGACCCAGUCUGAAACUUCAGUAGUCCCAGUCCAGUCUAAAAGCAGUCCGAGUCUGAAGAAGAAGAGACCCAGUCUGAAACUUCAGUUGAGCAGUCCGAUUGAGCAGUUCGAGUUUCAAGAAGAGACCCAGUCUGAAACACCUGCAGUUGAGCAGUUCGAGUUUCAAGAAGAGACCCAGUCUGAAACUUCAGUUGAGCAGUCCGAGUCAGAAGAAGAAGAGACCCAUGAGCAGUUCGAGUUUCAAGAAGAGACCCAGUCUGAAACACCUGCAGUUGAGCAGUUCGAGUUUCAAGAAGAGACCCAGUCUGAAACACCUGCAGUUGAGCAGUUCGAGUUUCAAGAAGAGACCCAGUCUGAAACACCUGCAGUUGAGCAGUUCGAGUUUCAAGAAGAGACCCAGUCUGAAACACCUGCAGUUGAGCAGUUCGAGUUUCAAGAAGAGACCCAGUCUGAAACACCUGCAUGCAACAGUCUGGAUGAACAGUCCAGGCAACAGUCUGGAGCCGAAACUCAUCAGGAACCAGAAGCUUCCCAUCCUGAAGUUUCGCCUGAGGUGGCCACAGAAAAGCAUUUUUCCGACGAGGCGACCUCUGACUGGCUCGACCUCAUUAACCCUCAAAACGAUAGCCUUCUUGGCUUCCCAUUGUCUCAAGAGCCGAAUCCCGCGAAACUCGCUAAGAAAGCGGCCAAUAAAGCCGCCAGGCAAGCCGAGACGGAAGCUGUAAUGAAAGAAUCUUUUAAGCAGGAAACUUUAAAGAAAAAGGCCAUGAAGGAAGCAGCACAGAAGGAAGCGACCAAGGAAGAGAAAAGGGGGCAGGACGGCUUCGUUGUUGUUGACGGCAAUUAA